This is a messenger RNA of Sesamum indicum (sesame), 2538 nucleotides long. Its product is annotated as BAG-associated GRAM protein 1. The record is from RefSeq and is a predicted model, not a curated record. Lineage: Eukaryota; Viridiplantae; Streptophyta; Magnoliopsida; Lamiales; Pedaliaceae.
GCUCAACUUUUCGGCAUGCUGCGCAGACUGCACUUUCCGGCUUCCUCUCUCUCUCUAUACAUGCAAAGCCUGUAUCUAUAUAUCAUGCACAGGAACGCACACACACUGAGGGUGCGACUGCGUGCUAACUUUCCGCACUUCUACACUCAUUGCUAUUCCCUCCAGUGUUUCUCCCUCCCUGCCUUUCCCUGAAUUGUACCUUGAGCUGGAAUUCGAGCGAUUUCGGGAGAAAUGCUGGUGGUGAAGACGGUGAUAGAGUUCUUGUUGCCGUCUUGGUGGGAGGUGCAAGUUACGGUGGCUGCCACGGCGUUUGUGAUGGUGGCUUGCUGGUUCUUCUCUCUCGGUGUCGACUGUGCUGGCGACCGGGGGUUCCUGGAUCAUUCGGCUGCCGAUGUGGAAGUGAAUGAUGCCCAAGAAAAGAAGGGCCUGUUUAAUGGAAAUCCUCAAACAAAUUCUGCAUAUUUAAUGAAGUCUUGUCAGGUGGAGCUCUUAGCAGCGAAGAAUCUUCUUGGGGCAAGUUUGAAUGGAACAUCAGAUCCUUAUGCAAUUAUCACUUGUGGUGCAGAAAAGCGCUUAAGUUCUAUGGUACGUGGCUCGAGAAAUCCCAUUUGGAGGGAGGAGUUCAAUUUUCCUGUUGACGAGCUUCCUAUUGAGAUUAUUGUGACAAUAUGUGGAUGGGAUAUAAUUCGGAGAAGUGUGGUUCUUGGUUCGGCGACUAUUCCUGUUGAACAUGAAGGUCAAACUGGUGCAAUAUGGUAUUCGUUGGACAGUGUAUCAGGCCAGGUCUGUCUUCGUAUUCAAACUCUGAAGCUCCAACUGGAUUCUUCCAGGAAGUUUGAUGAGAAAAAGUCACUGGCAAAAACAACAAAGAAAAAUGGGAGAGAAAGAGAACAAGCCAUUGGAGAGACAAAGAGAGUAGGAGUAAUGGUACAGAUGGCAACUUCUAAGGGGUUACAGCUUGACAAGCUAAACGUUUCAAGGGAUUUGAGUGGCUGUGCUGGCGAUAACACUCAAAGAAGAGCUUUCCAGAAACAAGGACCUCAAGUUCUGCAUCAGAAACAUGGUCCACUGCCGAUAGUAUUCAAUCUUGUCCCAGAUGAGGUCAUUGAACAUAGCUAUUCAUGUGCACUUGAGAGGUCAUUUUUGUAUCACGGCCGAAUGUAUCUAUCAGCAUGGCACAUCUGCUUCCACUCUAACAUUUUCUCGAAGCAAAUGAAGGUAAUUAUACCUUUAGGAGAUAUAGACGAGAUAAGAAGGAGCCAACAUGCAUUGAUCAAUCCUGCUAUUACGAUAAUUCUUCGAGUGCGUUCUGGGGGGCAUGGUGUGCCUCCCUUGGAAAGUGCUGAUGGUAGAGUCAGAUACAAAUUUGCAUCUUUCUGGAAUAGGAAUCAAUCAUUAAGAGCUUUACAACAAGCAGUGAAGAACUACCAUACUAUGUUGGAAGCUGAGAAGAAGGGGAAGGAACAAUCAGAGUUGCUUGAUUUCAUAAAGGAGGAGGAGCAACUAGAAUUACCUGAUUUUGUGAAGGAGACGGAGCAGCCAGCACUGCUCGAUUAUCUAAAGGUGGACCAGUCAGUUCGGCAUGCACAUAGUUGCUCUUCUAGAGGCGGCGAAAGCCAAUCUAAGAUUUCUGAGGAAAGUGCGUCCAAGCCUGAAAACUUUCCACCAUUCAUCAAAGAGGAAGUGCUUACUAGAAUAUACAAUGAUGUUUUUGCAUGCACGGCAGAGCAAUUUUUCAAGUUUCUUUUAGAUGAUGGCUCAACUUUCACAAGUGAGUACCAUACCACCCGAAAGGAUUUCAAUCUCAUAGUGGGUCAGUGGCGUGCCUCUGAUGAAUACAAUGGUCAAGUCAGAGAAGUUUCAUAUAGAAGCUUGUGUAACUUUCCAAUGUGUCCUCCAGAUAUACCAGUAACAGAGUGGCAACAUGCUGUUCUAUCAGCAGAUAAGAAAACACUGGUGUUUGAAACCAUACAACAGACACAGGGUGUCCCAUUUGCAUCAUAUUUUGAGGGUCAUUGUAGAUGGUUAGUAGAGACCAACUUUGAGUCAUCAUGCACUGUGGAUAUUAGAUUUGGUUUACAUUUCAAGAAAUGGUGUAUAUUGCAAUCUAGGAUCAAAACAGGUGCUAUUGAUGAUAAUAAGAAAGUGUACAAGAUAAGGUUAGACGCAGCUCGCUCAUACAUCAACUCAAGGACCUCCGCUAGUGAGAUUGAAAAUGUUGCUAUUUCUCCUGUUAGCAUCCGAGAAAGUAAAUAAAUCUGGUGAUACAACAGUGAUCUUCUGUAUGCAUGUCUUUGAGUUACUUGUUGCUUUGCUUGUGUUCAUAAUAACUGGGUUUGUCAACUAUCUAUUGUCAAUAUCAAUUUACACAAUGCCCAUUCACUGCGUAUUUGCGCCCUAUCUCUUUUCUAGAGAACGAGUGGUGCGUUCCAGUGAUUUAUGUGUAACAUGUUUAAUCUUUAUCAUACUAUCAUUUUUUUUUUUAACUAAAAGCUAUUAUACCAUAUUUCAUCUGAUAUAUUUGUUUUUUUCCUCUCU